AUGCCCUGGGAUCUCGACGACUCAUUCGUUGGUAUGAGCGGUGGAGAAAUAUUCUCAGAGCUUAUGCUUCGACACAAAGUCAAGCAUGUAUUUGGUUAUCCAGGUGGUGCCAUCCUUCCUGUCUUUGACGCUAUCUACAAUUCCCCAAAUUUCGAUUUUAUUUUACCAAGGCACGAGCAAGGUGCUGGUCAUAUGGCUGAAGGUUAUGCUCGUAUCACCGGCAAGCCUGGUAUUGUUCUUGUUACAUCUGGUCCAGGUGCUACAAAUACGAUUACGGCUAUGCAAGAUGCACUUUCAGAUGGUAUUCCGAUGAUCGUUUUCACAGGUCAAGUCGCAACAUCUGCUAUCGGCUCUGAUGCCUUCCAAGAAGCUGAUGUUAUCGGUAUUUCAAGAAGCUGUACAAAGUGGAACGUAAUGAUACAAAAUGUUUCAGAAAUACCUAGAAGAAUCAAUGAAGCUUUCAAGAUAGCCACAUCUGGCAGACCAGGUCCAGUACUUGUUGAUCUUCCAAAAGAUGUCACAGCAGGUAUUUGCAAAGAUCCAAUUCCAACUCGUUACACUCAACCUCAAGCUCUUCCACCUUUACCUAAUCCGCCUGUUCUCUCUUCAGCUGAUACUGGCCCUGAUUUUAAUGCAAUUGAGCAAGCAGCUGAGCUCAUAAAUAUCGCAAAACGUCCAGUCAUCUAUGCUGGUGCAGGUAUUCUUAAUAGCGAAGAUGGUCCAGCAAAACUUCGUGAAUUAUCGAAUAAUGGAAAUAUUCCAGUAACGACGACUUUACAAGGUUUGGGUUCUUUUGAUGAACUUGAUCCGAAAUCACUUCAUAUGCUUGGUAUGCAUGGAUCAGCCUACGCUAACUUGGCUAUGCAAGAAGCAGAUCUUAUCAUAGCAUUAGGUGCAAGGUUUGAUGAUCGUGUCACCGGAAAAGUUGAUACUUUCGCACCAGCAGCAAGAGCUGCAGCUCUCCAAGGACGCGGUGGUAUUAUUCACUUUGAAGUAAUGCCAAAAAAUAUCAACAAAGUUGUCCAAGCGAAUGUAGCUGUUGCUGGCGACGUUACACAAAAUCUUGGACAUCUUUUAAAACAUAUCCGUUCAAAACCUCGUGAAGAAUGGUUUGAUAAGAUUUCAACCUGGAAAGAAAAGUACCCAUUUAUAUUUGAAAAUUCUAACGGAAAAGAACUUUUAAAACCUCAAGAAGUUAUCGAAGAACUUGACAAACAGAGUCGCGGUAAGAAGGAUAAUUUCAUUAUUUCAACUGGUGUUGGUCAGCAUCAAAUGUGGGCAGCUCAGCAUUACAGAUGGACAUCUCCACGUACAAUGGUGACCUCUGGUGGUCUCGGAACUAUGGGAUUCGGUUUACCAGCUGCUAUUGGUGCUAAAGUUGCUGCACCAAACAAGACCGUUAUCGAUAUUGAUGGUGAUGCAUCAUUCUCAAUGACUGCAAUGGAAUUACAAACCGCUUCCCAAUUUAAUAUUGGUGUAAAGGUCAUUGUACUUGACAAUGCUUUCCAAGGUAUGGUUCUUCAAUGGCAAGAUCUUUUCUAUGACCAAAGAUAUUCUCACACCCAAAUGAUCAAUCCUGAUUUCUGUAAAUUAGCCAACGCUAUGGGUGUUCAUGCUAUAAAGUGUGAAAGUCUUGAAGAAUUACCAAAAGCAAUGGAAGAAUUUUUAGCUUACCCAACUGACAGACCAGUUUUAUUACACGCAAGAGUUGUAAAAUCGGAGCAUUGUUACCCAAUGGUACCUACAGGUAAAGCACUUCAUGAGCAAACAUUGCAUCCAAUUUUAGUUAAAAAGGAUUAA
This is a messenger RNA of Wallemia mellicola CBS 633.66, 1800 nucleotides long. RefSeq names its product acetolactate synthase. Bases 1 to 1800 code for a protein of 599 amino acids. Lineage: Eukaryota; Fungi; Basidiomycota; Wallemiomycetes; Wallemiales; Wallemiaceae. Gene Ontology annotation, molecular function: flavin adenine dinucleotide binding; thiamine pyrophosphate binding; magnesium ion binding. Gene Ontology annotation, cellular component: acetolactate synthase complex; mitochondrion. The transcript has 2 exons. Gene Ontology annotation, biological process: L-valine biosynthetic process. The record is from RefSeq and is a predicted model, not a curated record.